AUGGCUUCCAGCCAGCCAACUCUUCUCGAGUACGCUAGAUUCUACAAUGUCGCAGAGGACUCCGCUCGGUAUUGUCCAAUUAAUUAUGCAGAUGACACAUGUGAGCCGGUAACUCCCAUCCCUCCUGUUCAUGGUCUCCACCCCGAAAAUCCAGAAGAACGCCUCAAAGAAAUCGAUCGACGUUUCUGCACCGAGCUCAUGAUGGAGAAGCUCCCAACUAAGCCUGAGGAUAUGGAGCUGCUGAGCGGCUGUCUCCAGCUCGAGUCCGUUAAGGGAAACCUCUGGCGUGGCAUCCUGCCUGAAGUGAAAACAUCUGACUCUAAAGGCGAGCCUCCUCUCCUCACAACUGAGGAUGAGAGAAUUGUGGCUUCGUCCAGGUUUCACACUACCUUCGCUCAGAGUCCGGCUCCAUCUUCGCCUACGCCCUCGGUUCAUCUGGUUGUUCCGAGUGGUCCUGAUGUUCCCGUUGUUCCUAUGAACACGCGGGAUGUCUUUGAUCAUUACAAUUCGGGAAUGCCCCAGCCAACCAAUAUUGACAGUUUUAAUGCGCCUGUAACUGUGGCUGCCCAGUAUUCUAAUAUCUCUACGACAUUCCAUCUUGCAGGAGACGCUUUGCCCCCUAUUGUGGGACUAGAAGGAACCCUUCAUCAAUUUGCCAGUAUUGAGUCUGACCCUGUUCCCUCUAUUCAAGAUGGAGAAAAUGAGGGUUAUGCUCCAAGUGUGCUGAGCUCUGAGCAUCCCACCGAAAGUGAAUUCAGUGCAUUUGUUUUUGAUAACACUGCCCCCGCACCUUCAUUCGAUGUCAGUCCAUACGAAAAGCCGCAACCCCCAUUCACUAUUGUUUCUCCCAAUCUGACAAAAGAAAAAGGAUUCUCCGCUGGCAGGGUUGACAGCCAGAAAGCGCAAGCACCCAGAGCUUUGAAGGGAAAGAAAGGAGCGAAGGCUUUCAUGGAGCCUGUGGCGGAUACAGGAAUACCUUGUGUACAGAAGGGAAUUGUGGCUACCUCUCUGAGUACGCUUCAUGAGGAAACACUUAUUGUGUCAAAGGGCUGUUCGAUUUCCUCAAUCAUUCAGACAGCAAACGAUCAGAGCCUAGCCCAGCUAGUACGAGACUCACAAAAUGCAAACGAUGACCAUGCUUCCUUCAAAACUCCUUGCAACAAACCCCCCAAUCUUCUGGCAGCACCCACUUCCUCAUCCGUCGACAAGAGAAUGGCCUGUGUCGCUCAGGCGGAGCUCUUUCGCAUGAAACUGGGCUACAAAUCACAUCACACCGGAUUGAGGAAAUACCCUUUCAAGCCUUCACAUGCUGUUUCUUCCGUAGACUGUACAAAGACCCCGAAAUCAUCCGCAACGGUGUUUGGUGGCCUCGGAUCUCUCUCCAUGUUUAUGCAAACCAGAGGAAGUGAAGGAGGAUAUGUUACCUCGCCGCAUGAUCCAUCAUCAUUUUCCGUAUCAACAUCCGCAAGAGAAGGCGAGCUCUUAAAUGUUCCUUCACUCGCAGGUGACAGUCCUCCGGGCUCUGAUGAGAAACCCUCGGGUCCCUCUCGCUCGCCGAGCCCUGCCUUCGAACUGCAGGAAAUGGUGACCAAAUCGGCAUUCUCCCCGCCACCGAUGUUCUUCUUGUCUACCACUCUCCCAACAACUCACCCGUCAGUCGUACAAGAUAUGGAAGAUUGGGAAAUUAAUCCACCCAAAUUGAUCUACAGGGACUAUGGGGAUGCGUACUCGGAUUCCCAAUACCACUACGAGGCAGAAAUCAUCCUGGCACCUGAUACUGGGCUUAUUUUGACAACUCCUCAUGAGCUAACACAGCGAUAUCUCCCAGGGCAUGGCCCAAGGGAUAUAGGGCUCAGAGGAAUACACGGGCUUAACUCCCCACUUAGAGAAAAGAUGUUGUGCCUCAUGCGUCGAUAUGCCAUGCUGGUUGUUCUCAUCUGCAAACCCUACACAGCAGACGUCAGCAGAGUUCCAAAUUCCUCCUUGAGAACGGAAAUCACCUCGCUUUCUCAAUUUUGUGACACCGAGGGAUUGUCCGAAACAUUACUGAUACCAAUCGAAAACCACCCAGCAACCAUUGUAUUGUGGUGUUUCGGUAUGGGAAGGCUUCGAUACGAAUUGAUCCCCCCUGAAAUGAUAAAGAAUAUCACAGAAGGGGAGUCGGAAUAUGAAGUCGCACUCCGCCACUUGGGAAUUAAUUCUUUUGCGGCGCGCCUUAUCUUGGAUAACAUUCGCGUUGGUGGUUUCGAUCUAACUCCUCUCUCCUUGCUCUCUCAUGAGACCGUUCCCAACCCCACCACGGAUUCAAGGGCUUUCGAUGUGUUUGUGAAUAUGGAGUCCUUCGCGCGGAAUAUGAAGUACAAGUCUGUUAUUGGCGAGGAGGUGAUUUCCAGGGUAUCGGAAGUGAUCGAAUUAGCAACGCACUUGAUCCUCGAUGAGAGUGAGACUGACAGUGAGGAUAUUUAUGGCACUCAGAUCAGCCUUGAUUAG
Messenger RNA from Penicillium expansum, 2490 nucleotides. RefSeq lists its product as uncharacterized. Lineage: Eukaryota; Fungi; Ascomycota; Eurotiomycetes; Eurotiales; Aspergillaceae. Bases 1 to 2490 code for a protein of 829 amino acids. The record is from RefSeq and is a predicted model, not a curated record. The transcript is spliced from 2 exons.